Messenger RNA from Penicillium olsonii, 1428 nucleotides. Lineage: Eukaryota; Fungi; Ascomycota; Eurotiomycetes; Eurotiales; Aspergillaceae. The record is from the annotation of a GenBank genome assembly.
AUGCUCCUCAGCGCACGAGAUGGGUCGCUCCCGGGAGCUUCAUGGGCGUGGAAAAAGCUGCUGCGCUUCGGUGUCUUCUUUUUGGUUGUCAUAGGAUUCAUUGUCAUGUUAUGGCUAUCGGCGGAACCAAUCAAAUUGCCACUGACUACCGUUUCCAACAUCACCAUUUCUCCAGAUGUCGCCUGCGAGCUGGAUUACGACCUUUUGGGUCGGCUGGAGGUUCUCAAACUCGCUCAAUACACCCGCCGGGAGAUUAUCAUUGAUAUGACCGAGGAACCGGUGCCCUACACUCGGCGCCUCGAAGAGCCGCUCCUAGGCUUGAAGAAGGGCACCGAGGGGGCCGCCGACGGGUGCUCGGUCUCCGCCCCUGUCGCUCUCACUGUCCCCAAACCGCCCAAAAUGCCCGUCGCCUCGCACAUCGAUUUCGGAGUCGCCACCAGCGUCGAGAGACUGAACGACUCCCUCGAUGCCUUCGCGCACUGGGCUGGAUACACGAAAACACGCAUCUUUGCGCUGAUCGAAACCGACAGAUCUGAAAACGGUGUGCGCGAUGUCAAGGCUAAAGCUGAGAACAUGGGCGUGGACUUGUUCAUCACUGAGUCCGACGACGACUAUCUGCACCGGUACUUCGCCCUCAUCCCUCUCCUGGAAGCAAAUGCCCGGGAAACUACCCGCUGGGGCUGCGUGAUCGACGACGAUACAUUUUUCUUAUCCAUGGCAAGCCUGGUUGAGGCACUGGGUCAGUACGAUCAUACCCAGUCCAUGUACAUCGGUGGAAUAUCGGAGUCCAUCCCGCAGAUCGCGAACUUUGGAAUGAUCGGAUUUGGAGGCGCAGGCGUCUUCCUAUCGCGACCUCUCAUGAAAGAAAUCACCAAUGUCUAUGACGAAUGCUCCGCCAUGGAUUUCACCGGUGACCGCCGCAUUGCCAUCUGCGUCUACCGCUACACCAAAACCCGUUUAACCGUCGACCACCGCCUCCGCCAGCUCGACCUGAUGGACGAUGCAUCGGGCUUCUUUGAGUCUGGUCGCGAGCCCCCUCUCACAGUCCACCACUGGAAAUCUUGGUUCCACGCGGACAUGCCCAAACUGUCCGUCAUUGCCGAGCUAUGCGGCGAUACAUGCCUGCUUCGCCAGUGGCACUUUGGCGAUGGCUGGAUCCUGACCAAUGGCUUUUCCGUCAUCAAGUACCAUUACGAUCCCAAUGAAGAUGAUAUCGCCAUGGAGCAGACCUGGGCACCGCACAAUGGUGCUAACGACGAGUCCUAUCUCCAUGAACUUGGUCCUUUGCGUCGCAAAGACGAAGACAAGAAGAGCUUCCAAUUGAUGGAUGCCGUCAUUGAAGAAAAUGGCAGUGUCACUCAAUGGUACGUCCUACGGGAUGCGAAGAAGGGUGAUGAGAUCUUGGAGUUAUCAUGGCGCAAGAGGUAA